Messenger RNA from Poecilia reticulata (guppy), 1957 nucleotides. RefSeq names its product scavenger receptor cysteine-rich type 1 protein M130-like. Gene Ontology annotation, molecular function: serine-type endopeptidase activity. NCBI's taxonomy places the organism in Eukaryota, Metazoa, Chordata, Actinopteri, Cyprinodontiformes, Poeciliidae. The record is from RefSeq and is a predicted model, not a curated record. Gene Ontology annotation, cellular component: plasma membrane. Gene Ontology annotation, biological process: zymogen activation.
AAUUAAUCUGUACGACAUCCGCCGGUGCCAGUAAAAAGACGGCUGGCUGACGGGAAGAGCUGAUCAUGCGGCAUAGAGAAGGAAUCGGUAGGAGGAGAGAGCAGAUAUAUUCCUGAUUUCUUCCGAAGACAAACACAUGUGAUCAAGGAUCAGACGGAGAGACCGCAGCCGGCCUCAGCAUGGGUGACCUGUUGGUGCUGCUGGCGUUGCUGUGGACAUCAGGAGUAAAGGCAUUAGAAAAACACGAGUCAAAAGAGGUUGCGUACAGGUUGGUGGGAGGAGCGAGUCGUUGCUCAGGUACACUGGAGCUGAGGCUGGAAGAGUGGAGACCAGUCGCUGCCGCUGACUUGAUCCUGAGGGACGCCGCUGUGGUCUGUGCACGUCUGGGCUGUGGGUCGGCUCUUUCUUUAGAAGAAAAGUUGCGACCGUCGCCCGCGCCGAUGUGGAUGAUGCCACCUAAUUGUCUUGAGUCAGGAAAGUCUUUGAAGGAGUGUGCUUAUCCACGGAGUUACAUUGUGCACCUAGACCUCACCUGUUCAGACUCCAUUAGGCUCCUCAAUGGGACCAGUAUGUGUUCAGGCAGACUGGAGGUGAAGUCCUCCCAGUCUGACCAGUCCAACCAGAGUUGGUCCUCUGUGUGCGAAGCUGACUUUGACCACAAAGCCGCAGAAGUGGUCUGUAGGGAAGUUGGCUGUGGGCCUCCUGUUGUCCUCCAGGGGGCGCUCUACGGAGAAUCGGGGUCUCCAACAUGGGCCGCAGCGUUCCAGUGUGCAGGAGAUGAAGUUUCUCUCCUGGGCUGUAGGAGCUCAGGCUCAGCCAGACACACCUGCUCACCUGGCAGAGCUGUAGGACUCACCUGCUCAGAACCUGUCAGGUUAGCGGGAGGAACCAGCCGCUGUAAAGGUACGCUGGAGCUGAAACAUCAGGGAGAGUGGAAACCAGUAAAUGUCUAUGGGAUCAGCUACAAGAGAGCGUCUGUUAUCUGUGAACACCUUGACUGUGGCUCUGCUGUUUCUGUGAGGAGCAAAGUCUCCUCAUACACAUCCGUAUUAGCCAUUCGCUCUGACUGCCUCCCUCCUAUCCACGCUCUAAGAGGCUGUGUGUCUUUAAACCAACUGUCCGGCAUCACCGACAUUUUCUGUUCCGACUCCAUUAGGCUCCUCAAUGGGACCAGUAUGUGUUCAGGCAGACUGGAGGUGAAGUCCUCCCAGUCUGACCAGUCCAACCAGAGUUGGUCCUCUGUGUGCGAAGCUGACUUUGACCACAAAGCUGCAGAAGUGGUCUGUUGGGAAAUUGGCUGUGGGCCUCCUGUUGUCCUCCAGGGGGCGCUCUACGGAGAAUCGGGGUCUCCAACAUGGGCCGAAGCGUUCCAGUGUGCAGGAGAUGAAGUUCAUCUCCUGGGCUGUAGGAGCUCAGGCUCAGCCAGACACACCUGCUCACCUGGCAGAGCUGUAGGACUCACCUGCUCAGAACCUUUCAGGUUAGUGGGUGGAGGAGCCAGCCGCUGUGCAGGUACUCUGGAGGUGACUUACCAGGGACAGUGGACAACAGUGGGAGGUGACAACCUGACCUCAAAUGAAGCAGCUUUAAUCUGCAAACGUCUGGGCUGUGGCAGCGCUGGUGCCUUGCAACUACAACGGUCACCAAGCAUCGUCACCGAGACUCUGGUCCCUGAAUGUGUUUCCUCCGGUUCCCCUCUAAGGGAAUGUAUUUCUUACAAAUUCUCCUUUCAGAAUGUGAAUCUUACUUGCUCAGGUAAUUAAGCCAUCACAACGUCACGUGGGAAUCUAAUAGUCUUGAUAUCCUUUUUCAGCCGACCUUCUCCAGAACAAUCCACUCAUAAAGUCUACAGAGGCAAAUUUGUUUUUGACGUUUUUCCAAACCUCAACAGAGUACUUAGUAUUAACCGACUUAUAAUAGGUUUAUAAUGAGCCUGAAUGAAUCAGAAAACUUUGAU